Messenger RNA from Tigriopus californicus, 1400 nucleotides. RefSeq lists its product as uncharacterized. NCBI's taxonomy places the organism in Eukaryota, Metazoa, Arthropoda, Copepoda, Harpacticoida, Harpacticidae. The transcript has 2 exons. Bases 173 to 1210 code for a protein of 345 amino acids. Gene Ontology annotation, molecular function: sodium channel activity. Gene Ontology annotation, biological process: sodium ion transport. The record is from RefSeq and is a predicted model, not a curated record. Gene Ontology annotation, cellular component: membrane.
CCAAGCACGUGAAGCAAUUAAAGCUCAAACAGAAGGGAACGUCACCGCCUAGCAGAGCAAAUAGGAGAGGCUAUUGGCAUGAGUUGAAUUCAAUGGUUAGGAACGUUUAGCUUUCAAACGGUUUCUUCGUGGGGAUCAAAAUUCUAUUUCAAUUCCGUUCUUGACUUCGACGAUGAACCUUCCAAGUACUGGAGUGUUGAAAACGACCCUAGAACACCUUCUGUGGAUCACCCUAUUCGCCUAUUUUGCCUAUCAGUUUAUAAUCCAAUGGAAAAAAUUUAGAUCAGGGGAAACCACCGUGGCCACUUCUCUUAGUCAAGAGACCAUGUUCUUCUUUCCAGACUUGAUUUUCUGCCAUAAACAUGGGUUUAAAGAGCCUGUCCAGGAUCAUCUCGGGUCUGAAAGCUACUUUGAUAACGUAUUGCACCCUGACGUCAACUUGGUAUUCACAAAAUCAUCAGCCUUGGGAAUUCUCCCGGACCAUUUCCAAGUUAGAAACCUUUCCACAACAUACAAUGGAUUUUGUCGCGUUUUCCAUUUUAGUGAGGGUUACGAGAAACGCGUUUGGCUAAAGUUUCAAAUGAACAAGUCAGAAGAAUAUUUCGUCUUCUUCAUGGUUCCCAAUACGACAUUCUAUUUGGCUAAUCACGAUUUCUUUCAAAUGCCAAAAAUGCUAGAUAUUCAAACAUCGGCCAAUGUCAUCAUUCAACCUAAAAAGUUAUCCUUUGAGACCAAUUGUAAUGACUACAGAGAGGAUGAAAGAGUGGUUUGUCUCAAGGAUGUGGUUAGGGAAAAUCUGACCCAAAGUGGGAUUCCGUGUGUUCCAGUACCGUUGGAGCAAACCACCAAUGGUUACUCGGACAAGAUUUGUCGAGACGACAAACAAGCCAAAGAACUGUUUGAAAAGAUCUGGCCAGUAGUAUCCAACGCCUUAAACCAUCCCGAUUGUGUUGUCCCGUGUUUCCAAAGGUCUUACGAUCUCGCCUGGUUGCCGAUGAGUGGCCAAAGUUUCGAAGAUGUUCCAAACUAUCACACCUUGUACGUCUUUUUUGGGACUGAAUUCGUUCAAACCCAGACCAGAUACGUUCUCAUGGACUUCUCUGCUUGGCUGUCUAACACGGGUGGCUUACUUGGAUUGCUUUUGGGUCUUUCUUUGUACUCCAUAGGGACCGCCAUCAUCAAUCGUGUGUUUUCUUUGACUUUUGAAUAACAUUUCUUUGAGAUUUAUUCAUUCGCGUCUAGAUUGUAGUCGAACAGGUACAUGGAUGAGUGACAGUAUGAAUAGCAUUUGCAUUAGAUUUUGUCCUCUAGGUUUAGUUUGCCGGGCACUAACCCUCAAAAUUGGGAUUGUCGUGUCCAGGAAGUUUCUUCACGGACAGCAAGUCGACAGGUGAGGGAUU